This is a messenger RNA of Phalacrocorax carbo (great cormorant), 2480 nucleotides long. The record is from RefSeq and is a predicted model, not a curated record. Lineage: Eukaryota; Metazoa; Chordata; Aves; Suliformes; Phalacrocoracidae.
CGCCGACACCGGGCCGCGCGCGGCGGAGCGCGCUCCCCCGCCGGGCCCGGCCGCGGCCGCCGCCGCCGCCGCUUCCCCGCAUGGAGCCCCCGCGGCCGCCCACGGCGCUGCUGCCCGCCGCCCGCCGCCGCCGCCGCGAUCCUCCGCCGCCUCCUCCUUCCCAACCCGGCGGCGGCGGCGGCGGCGCCGCCCCGAAGGCUCCUCUCCCCUGCGGCGGCCGGGGGCUGCCGGCGGGAGCUGAGGGCUGGCUGCCACACCUGGGGGAGCUGCUGCCACGCCGGGAACCGGCCAGCCGGGAAGCGAUGCUGCGGGUGCUGGACGCCGGGCUGGAGCGAUACCUGGCGCUGCAUUCGGCGUACAUCCCCGUGCCCCGGCACAGGAAGCUCUCGGGCAAGGCAGGCAUUGACGAAGUGAUGGCGGCCACGGUGCUCACCAGCCUCUCCACCAGCCCACUGGUGCUUGGUCACCCGCCAGCCACCCCUGCCCCAGAGCCCGGCAGUGAGGUCUGGAAGGAGGCACCCACCAUGUCCUCCAGCUGCAGCAGCAGCAGCAACACCAGCGGGGACUGGAGCUGGGACCCUCCCAGCGACCGCUCCACCCCCUCCACCCCAUCGCCCCCGCUCUCCAGCCACGUCCCCAGCACCUUCCUGCCUGCCCCGCUGCCGGACGAGGGCCCCGACGAGCCUGACAGCACCCACUUCGUCUUCGGAGAGCCCAUCCCACGGAAGAGGAAGAACUCCACCAAGGUGAUGUUCAAGUGCUUGUGGAAGAGCUGUGGCAAAGUCCUCAGCAGCUCCUCAGGGAUGCAGAAGCACAUCCGAACCAUGCACCUUGGCCGGAAAGCCGACCUCGAGCAGAGCGACGGCGAGGAGGACUUCUACUACACGGAGCUGGACGUGGAUGUGGACUCGCUGACAGACGGGCUCUCCAGCCUGACACCCGUCUCGCCCACCUCCUCGGUGCCGCCCACCUUCCCUGGCCCUGAGGUGCAGGGUCCGGUGCCACCGGCGCUGCCGACCCCUGACCCGGCACUGGCCUCCCCUCGCAGCCCCCUGGCCCCCGCUGGCCUCUGCCACAUCCACACCGACCACGCGUACCAGGGCUGCCCGGCCCCUCUGCGGCCACCGGUGCCCCCCACCACGCCCACCCCGCCACCGCCCAAGCCACCCGCUGUCCCCAGGAGGCCGCGGGGGGAGGCCAAGAAGUGCCGCAAGGUGUAUGGCAUGGAGAACCGGGAGAUGUGGUGCACGGCGUGCCGCUGGAAGAAGGCCUGCCAGCGCUUCCUCGACUGACGCUGGUGCCGCCAGCGCUGCCGGUGCUGCCAUGGCGGCGCUCCCUCCUUCUUGCACAUUUUGCACUUGAGGUGCCUUUGUGCCCCCCCCCGCCACCCCGGGGCCCCCCCGGACUCAGGGAACGGCCCCCCCCAAAAGCUUUAUGCACACAGCCUCCUGCCCCCGCCACGGAGCUCUUCCCCCUCCUAUUUUUCCUUUGAAAAUAAGCUAAAUCUGCAUCCCCCCCUUGCUGGCACCAUGGCAGGGGCUGGUGGGGGGCGGCCGGCUGCUCCCAGCCCCCCUCCCUGUGCCAGGUUAGGGUCCCCCCCCAGGGCUGGGGGCUGCCCAUCGCUCAAAUAAGCUGUGCCUGCAGCCAGCGGGGGCUCAGAAAAGGGGGUGUCCGUUCCUGUCCCCCCCCCCCAUCAGCUCCCAAGGGGGCCCCCAGUGCCCAGGGCAGAGGUGGGCGCCUGCCCUUCCCCCCCUUGCCCCCCCCAAAGGGGUUUUUUACUCUUUGUAUCAUCGUUUCUCUCUAUUUUUCCUAUCGGGGAGCCGCUGCUCCUGCCGGGGCAAUGCUCUGGGAAGUGCCUGCAGGAAUGCGCCCAUUUGCACUAAGCCAAACUGCACAAAGAGACUUCUUUUUUUUCUUUUCUUUUUUUUUUUCUUCGUGUGUUUUUAUUUUUUAAAUAAAAUAUAUGAAAAUUCAUAUUUUUAAAUACUCCCUCCCUGGGCAUGAGAGUGCACUGCAGCAGUGUAAUGCCUCCAGCCCUUGGGGGGUUUAAGGGGCUUUAUUCUCUUCAAACCCCUUCCCCCCCCAACCCCCUUUUUUCACCCCAAACCCUUUCUCCCCUCUCAUCCCGUCACCCACCUGCCCGGGCAGUGGCUCAGGAUGGGGUUUGGCCAGGCCACGCCUCCCUGUGGGUGGAUGGGGACAGUGGGGUGGCCUUGCCCCCCUGCCCAGCCUCGCACCCGGGGCCACGCCGGGGCAGGUACCCCCGCUUGCAGGAGGGGUCCCUUCGCAUCAGGGACGCCCGCCCUGUGCAGGGUCCCCCCCCCCUUGCAGGGGGGUCAGACCGCUUCGGCCCCAUGGGUUGGGACGGUUCUGCGCCAGGCUGGGCCCCCGCUUGUCCCCAACGCGGCGCCAACGGGGAGUAGAUGUGAGAUCCAGAAGAAAAAAAAAAUAAAUAUUUGGAUUCUUUUUUUUUUUUUAAA